Molecule: messenger RNA, 816 nt
Organism: Botrytis porri
Lineage: Eukaryota; Fungi; Ascomycota; Leotiomycetes; Helotiales; Sclerotiniaceae
Exons: 2
Coding region: 1-816 (271 amino acids)
Biological process (GO): ubiquitin-dependent protein catabolic process
Molecular function (GO): ubiquitin protein ligase activity
Source: RefSeq, a predicted model, not a curated record
AUGUCUUCUGGGCAAAGCAACAAUUCGGCCGCUGCGGAGAUAGAAAGCUCUGGGCAACAAAACACUUCUGGAAAUGCUGAAUCACUCGCUCUACAGGAGAAUAUUAUGCAAGACGAAGCUUCAGCAGGUACUAGUUCUCAUGACAAUCCUGAAGAUACCGAGAGUAGUGACUCUGACGACAACGAAGAGCUUUCGGGUGGCCUUACCAAUGACGGACGAUCAGGUACUUCUUUACAGACUGUUGUGCCACAAGAUGCUGCUGUCGAGGACAUGUUCCCAGAAGGCCUCAUGGAUACUCGGCGUGUAGUGGAAGCUCUCGUAUUCUACACACAAGAGUUGAACAACCGUAAUGGCAGCGGCGCCAAUCCAGCUUCGACAAUUGAGAUUCACAACGAAAUCCCGGUUCAAACGAUACCUCUAGAAACAAUGAAUUCUUUCCACGAGUUCUAUGCGAGCAUUAGACCACACCAGUCGCAAGCAGAUAUCAACGGUUUCUAUGCGAGAAUUAGACCAAACCAGUCUCACGCAGAUAUCGAAGAGAUCCACAGAAACCAGGCCAUUGACGAGCUUUUGACUCCAGUCCUGAUCGAUGAAACGCAAGCAGAAUCGGUACUAUGCCCAAUAUGCAAUGAAAAGUACGACUCAAGUGCAGAAAACGGUGCUUCUCAUGGCGCUUGUAUGGUGCCAGACUGUAAGCAUGUUUUCGGACGGCAAUGUAUCAACAGAUGGCUUAAGGAAGAGAAAAAGAACACUUGUCCGAUGUGCCGCGCUGCAAUCGAAAUUUCCACUGGCUCUUCAGAUGAUGACGAUGAUUGA